Messenger RNA from Vombatus ursinus (common wombat), 945 nucleotides. RefSeq names its product zinc finger protein 135-like. The record is from RefSeq and is a predicted model, not a curated record. Gene Ontology annotation, biological process: regulation of transcription by RNA polymerase II. Gene Ontology annotation, molecular function: RNA polymerase II cis-regulatory region sequence-specific DNA binding; DNA-binding transcription factor activity, RNA polymerase II-specific. The transcript is spliced from 2 exons. Gene Ontology annotation, cellular component: transcription regulator complex; PcG protein complex. The annotation marks the transcript as partial. NCBI's taxonomy places the organism in Eukaryota, Metazoa, Chordata, Mammalia, Diprotodontia, Vombatidae.
GAUAAACAGUAUGAAUGUAAUCAAUGUGGAAAGGCUUUUACAUGCAAGAGCACUCUUGUUCAACAUCAGAGAACCCAUAAUGGGGAGAAACCUUAUAACUGUAAUCAGUGUGGAAAGGCUUUUAGGGAAAGCAGAGGUCUUAUUGUACAUCAGAGAACCCACACUGGAGAGAAACCUUAUGAAUGUAAUCAAUGUGGAAAGGCUUUUAAUUGGUCUAAAUAUCUUACUGUACAUCAGAGAAUCCACACUGGAGAGAAACCUUAUGAAUGUAAACUAUGUGGAAAGAUUUUUACAUGGAAGGACAGUCUUGUUCAACACCAGAGAAUCCACACUGGAGAGAAACCUUAUGAAUGUAAACUAUGUGGAAAGACUUUCAGAUGUAGGAAGAGUAUUCGUUUACAUCAGAGAAUCCACACUUCAGAUAAUCAGUAUGAAUGUAAUCAAUGUGGAAAGACUUUUACAUGCAAGGGCACUCUUGUUCAACAUCAACGAACCCACAAUGAAGAGAAACCUUAUAAUUGUAAUCAGUGUGGAAAGGCUUUUAGGGAAAGCAGAGGACUCACUGAACAUCAGAGAACCCACACUGGAGAGAAACCUUAUGAAUGUAAUCAAUGCGGAAAGGCUUUUAAUUGGUCUGCCAAUCUUACUGUGCAUCAGAGAAUCCACACUGGAGAGAAACCUUAUGAAUGUAAACUAUGUGAUAAGAUUUUUACAUGGAAGGACAGUCUUGUUCAACAUCAGAGAAUCCACACUGGAGAGAAACCUUAUGAAUGCAAUCAAUGUGGAAAGACUUUCAGAUGUAGGAAGACUAUUCGUUUACAUCAGAGAAUCCACACUGGAGAAAAACCUUAUAAAUGCAAUCAAUGUGGAAAGACCUUCAGAUGUAGGACGAGUAUUCGUUUACAUCAGAGAAUCCACACAGGAGAGAAACCUUAUGAAUGCAAU